Lolium perenne is the source of this 2381-nucleotide messenger RNA. RefSeq lists its product as uncharacterized. The record is from RefSeq and is a predicted model, not a curated record. Lineage: Eukaryota; Viridiplantae; Streptophyta; Magnoliopsida; Poales; Poaceae. Gene Ontology annotation, molecular function: nucleic acid binding; zinc ion binding.
AUGGUGGAGGACGUGGUGCUCGGUGGCGGUCGCCAAGACGGGGGUGGAGGUGGCCGGUAUGCGGGGCGGUGGCGGAGCGCGGUGGGCGGGCGAUGGUGGAAGUGGGCGGUCGGAAGGCUCGGGCGGCGGGCGCCGGGAAGGAGGUGGCUACCGCUACCUCGAGGGCCCCGGCCCCGGUCGCCGGGACGGCCGGCGAGGAGGGUGCCGGCGGUCAAGACCGUGGCCGGGCGACUCGGCUCGCUCGGGGCUCCGCCGCCUUGGUGGGAGGAGCGGCGACGGAGGGAGGAUGCCACGCCAACCGCCGUCCGGACGGCAACUCCGGCAGGGUGCUUCGGGCGGCCGCGGCGAGGCGAGCGGGGUAAUUCCCGUGGGCAGCAUCAGCAACAGAAGCUCAAGGGGAAGAAGCAGGCGGGUGGCGCAUCAGGGGAUGGCCUGCCACCGGCCAAGGACAAAGCCAAGCAUGCGGCCCCGGCGGCGGGCGAGUGCUUCAAGUGUGGGCGUGAGGGGCACUUCCAAUCAGAGUGCACUUUCGACCCUCUCUGCGUCGUGUGCUCUGGGGAGGGGCACACGUCCGCGAACUGUCCGUCAAGGGGUAAAGGGAUGCGGCUGGAGACCAUGGGGCAUGCUAUCACCGGCGGCGGCUUCUACAACAUCGACGUAGAGCCGCUUAAGGGGGGUAAGGGCAGUGGUGAGGUCUUUGCAGCGGUCAUCAAGUUCGCCGCGGCACCGCUCUCUGAAGAGCAACUUUCUGAUGAGCUGAAACACUUGGUCGAUGAGCUGUGGGACUGGCAGGUCCGCAAGAUCUCCGACUCCGAGUUCUCAGUGGUCUUCCCCACCCGUCAGACCCUGAAGCUCAGCACUGGAAGUGGGAAGCUGCACCUCCCCUUGAGCAAGACAGACACGGAGAUCCGGGAGGCCUUCCUGGCUCCGAGGCCGAGCCUCAUCCUCCCCUCCACUUGGGUCCGCCUCACAGGGGUGCCGGAGGAUCUGAUGGUGCGGGAGCGCCUCAUGGCGGCAUUUACCAUGAUCGGCAGGCCUAUCGACGUUGAUGAGCUCUCCAUCAAGAAAAGCGAGCAUGAGCCUAUCCGCAUGCGCUUCCACUGCCGCUAUCCGGAGCGGAUCAAAGGCUCUGUGCAAAUCUUCGUCAAUGGCGAAGGCUACACGGUGGGGGUGCAGGCUGAGGCACCACCGAGGGGGUCGGCCGGGGCGGGGACAGGGGGUCCACCGCCGCCUCCUGCUCGCAAGGAUCGUGAGGAUGACUCCGAUGAGCUGUCCUCUGACAGCGAGUGGAACAAACACCGCCGCUCUCGCCGCGGUGGCAAGGAAAAGGGCAAGGGCGAUGACCCGCCUUCUGCGGCCGGGGGUGCCUCGGGUCCUUCAGGUUCGAAAUCUGUGGGAGCUUCACUGGGAGUGGCUCUCGUUCUGGACCAGUAUGGUUCCAACCUCUCGGCCUCGGCGGAGGUGCUGCCUUCCCUCCCCCUCCUUGACGCCUCCAAGCUGAUGCCCGGGGUCCAGAGCGACCACCUUGGCGCUUUUGAGGAGUCCCUGGAGUCUGGGGAGAUGGAGUCCCACCUCACUGACCCUCUGGCCUCGUGGGUGGAAGACAGUCAGCAGGCGGAGGGGCCUCCGGCCAAGGUGGCUAGGCGCUCGCUGCCUUCCCCGCCGCCGGCCGUGGGUGCGGAGGGUGUGGAGUUGGUGGAGAUGGAGACGGUGGAGGAGUCCGAUGUGGAGGAGCAGGUGGAGGGCGGCGAUCUGCGGGCGGAGGUGGCUGUGGUGACGCCUAUCGCUCAAGGCCCGCGCUCAAAGGCCGUCUACUACAAGCGUGCCCAGGCGACCCCGGCCUCGGCGGUGCGGAAGAGCGCCAGGAACGCCUCCGUGGCUCCUGGUACCUCCGCUCUGGCGAGGGCGCAGCAGCUGAUUGCCGAGAAGAACCUGGAGGGGAAGACGGCGCCCGCGUCGACGAUCGGCAAGGAGAAAGACUUGGAGGGUUCUGGUCAGACCGAGGGACUUACCGCUACUGGACGCGGCACUGGACGAGGUUAGGAGGCUUCAGCGACGGCUUCGCGAUGAUGACGGAGGAUGAUCCGCACCUGUGCCCGCAUCCUGCUCCCCUCCAGCACGUGGAGCUGUAGUGCUUUGUAGCCUUUUUCGUUUCAGUUUGGGCACUUGUGGAUUAGGAGUUGCUAUGUAUAAGGCAUCAGACUAGCUGUUCGGGUGUGAGUUUGUAUCGCUACUGUUGUUGCUUCGUGUGCUUUAUUUAUAAAGCAGGGCCAUGGGCCUUCCCUUUAAAAAAUGAACGAUUUGUGAAGCUACUAUGGAUUGUAAUUGAAAAUUAUGAAGUAUUUGAUGGGAAACAAUGCAGAGUUGUGGAUUGUGGCUUA